Messenger RNA from Heterocephalus glaber (naked mole-rat), 534 nucleotides. RefSeq names its product interleukin 31 (gene Il31). Gene Ontology annotation, molecular function: cytokine activity; cytokine receptor binding. The record is from RefSeq and is a predicted model, not a curated record. Lineage: Eukaryota; Metazoa; Chordata; Mammalia; Rodentia; Bathyergidae.
AUGGUCCGCUGCGCAGGCCCCACGAAGCCCGCCCUCCUGCUGCUCUGCUGCCUGGGAACCUGGCUGUCGGCCCAUGCACUGUCCCUCCCCACCCUCCCACCGGAGGAUCUGAGGCAGAUCCUCCGGGAUCUACAGAGGUGCUCAGGGAAGCUUCUGAGUGACUACAAGAAUGAAGUGAAGUUACCAUGGGAAAUGAAUACACAGAAAAAGUACGAGCUGCCCUGUUUCACCCCUGGCUUUGAGGCAGCAAACAACAUCUCCGUUAUCCUGGCACAUUUGAAACAGAUUAUGAAGUGCAAGGGUUCAGGAUUAAACAAUGGAGAUAUGAGCUACACCAUACAACAGCUGGAAAAACUCAGAUACGGAGAUACCCUGGAGCCACAGGUACCCACCUGUAACGAUACCAAACCCUUUGACUAUAAGACCUACAUCCUGGAGACCUUAGAACAGUUUUCACUCUGCAUGGAGAACAUUCCCGGGCACUCCAGGAAGGGAUGGAAAACCCGAUCAAAACUGCCAUGCAAUCCGAGAUAA